This is a messenger RNA of Aspergillus clavatus NRRL 1, 1617 nucleotides long. Its product is annotated as putative pre-mRNA splicing factor. Gene Ontology annotation, cellular component: U4/U6 x U5 tri-snRNP complex. Bases 1 to 1617 code for a protein of 538 amino acids. Gene Ontology annotation, biological process: mRNA splicing, via spliceosome. The transcript is spliced from 3 exons. Gene Ontology annotation, molecular function: U6 snRNA binding; U4 snRNA binding; protein binding. Lineage: Eukaryota; Fungi; Ascomycota; Eurotiomycetes; Eurotiales; Aspergillaceae. The record is from RefSeq and is a predicted model, not a curated record.
AUGAUGCACCCUUCCAGACAGGCGUAUGUGGAGGAGUCGGAGGAUACGGACAUGGGCAUUGAUCUCGCCAAUCUCCCGGUCGACCGUGAUUAUGAGCUUCCUUCCGCCGCCGCGGGCAUCCCGUCCGAAAGAGCAUCGGCCAUUCUAUCCCAGUUCGAGCGCAAACGGCGAGCAGCGGCCAUGGUGGUUCCGACGGACGAUUCAAGAGUACGCGCGCGUCUGCGAGAACUUGAGGAACCGAUAACCCUCUUCGGGGAAGGGCCAGUGGAACGGAGAGACCGACUACGCGAGCUCCUGACCGAUCUCGCCGAGAAGCAGGAAGCCGAGGCGGCGGAGGGGGACAUUUCCAUGCGAGAUGUGACAGAAGAGGUGGAAGAGGGCGAGGAGGAGGCCGAGCAACAGGAAGAGUUCUACACAGAGGGUUCCCGCGACCUACUUGAGGCGCGAAAAGACAUCGCCCGGUAUUCUCUCCCCAGAGCCAAAGCCAGGGUGGCUCGAUUACGAGAGGAAUCCACGAUCCCACUACGGACACACAUCAAGCAUCGUAAAGCAAUCAAGGAGAAAUUGCAAGGAUUCGAUCUUUACGGUUCGCAGAUCGCGGGUGAUCGCCCCGUGAGUAUCUGUCGCUUUGCGCCAGAUGGAAAGACGAUCGCCGCUGGAAACUGGGGAGGUAAUAUUCGCCUGCUGACGGUGCCGAAUCUGGAGGAGAAAUCCAAUCUCAAGGGCCAUCGGGAUCGCGUUGGUGGGCUGGCGUGGUUCCCCGGGGCGACACUUCCCACGUCCAAUGUCUCCGAAUCGAGUGUCAACCUGGUCUCCGGCGGUGGGGAAGGCAAUGUGGCAUUGUGGUCUCUCGAUAAAGAUACGCCACUAGCUACGCUAUCGGGCCACAGCGGCCGUGUGUGCCGGACAGAAUUUCACCCAUCUGGGCGCUAUGUCGCCUCUGCAUCAUUCGAUACCACAUGGCGGUUGUGGGACGUCGAGACUACUGCGGAACUUCUCCUCCAGGAGGGCCAUUCAAGAGAAGUCUAUACCGUGGCGUUCAACAAUGACGGCUCUCUGCUAGCGAGCGGUGGUCUGGACAGCAUUGGACGUAUCUGGGAUCUGCGGACUGGUCGAACAGUAAUGAUUCUCGAAGGCCAUAUUCGAGAAAUCUACGGUCUCGACUGGGGAGUAGAUGGGUACCGUGUUCUCUCGGGAUCUGGUGAUGGGUGGAUCAAGUGCUGGGAUCUACGGCAGGUACGAAACAUCGGGGGGAUUGGCGCGCAUAAGAGUGUCGUCUCAGACUUGCGAUGGUACAAGGGCACGGAGUCUGCGGCGUCCUACCUACCCUCUACCGAGGGACAAGCUGGCCAAAUGGACGUUGACGGCAGCGCGACCCUCACGACGAGCGAACAGUCGACACCGCCCGCUCCCGUUCAACCGAAGAAGUCGGGCACGUUCUUCGUCAGCAGUGGUUUUGACAAGCAUGUCAACAUCUUCAGCGCUGAUGAUUGGUCUUUGGUGAAAACCCUGAGUGGCCAUGCGGGCAAUGUCCUCAGUACGGAUAUCAGUGAUGAUGCGCAAUGGAUUGCCAGCUGCGGGCACGAUCGAACUGUGAAGCUCUGGGGUAUAGAAUAA